AUGACGGUGGGAGCCAGGCUCCGAAGCAAGGCGGCGGGCAACCUCCCGCGCUGCGGGCCGCUGGCCCGGGGGCGAGGGCGGACGGAGGGGGACGAGGAGGCGGCCGCUAUCCUGGAGCAUCUGGAGAGCGGGGCGGAGGCGGCGGAGAGCGAGGCGAGCGUCCGGCGCCCGGGGUCCCGGGGCGCGCGGAGGGUGCACCUCGCCGUCCUCCCAGAGCGCUACGAGCCGCUGGAGGAGCAGGUGCCGAGCGAGAAGCCCAAGAAGAGGUACCGGAAGAAGCUGAAGAAGUGUGGCAAGAACGUUGGGAAGUUUAUCACCAAAGGAUGCCGCUACAUCGUGAUUGGCCUGCAGGGAUUUGCCGCUGCCUACUCCGCCCCGUUCGGCGUGGCCACCAGCGUGGUGUCUUUCGUCCGCUAG
Messenger RNA from Rangifer tarandus platyrhynchus (Svalbard reindeer), 417 nucleotides. The record is from the annotation of a GenBank genome assembly. NCBI's taxonomy places the organism in Eukaryota, Metazoa, Chordata, Mammalia, Artiodactyla, Cervidae.